Balaenoptera acutorostrata (minke whale) is the source of this 7326-nucleotide messenger RNA. RefSeq names its product Rho guanine nucleotide exchange factor 12 (gene ARHGEF12). Gene Ontology annotation, cellular component: cytoplasm. Lineage: Eukaryota; Metazoa; Chordata; Mammalia; Artiodactyla; Balaenopteridae. Gene Ontology annotation, biological process: G protein-coupled receptor signaling pathway; Rho protein signal transduction. Bases 1008 to 5642 code for a protein of 1544 amino acids. Gene Ontology annotation, molecular function: GTPase activator activity; guanyl-nucleotide exchange factor activity; G protein-coupled receptor binding. The record is from RefSeq and is a predicted model, not a curated record. The transcript is spliced from 41 exons.
GGGAAAAGAGAGCUCGGGCUGGAUGCUGCCGGGGCCGGGAAGUCAGAACCGGAACCGGAACCCGUGCGCGCGCCUGCGAUUGUCGCGCGGCCCCCACCGCCGGCGGCCUCCUCUGCCCGCCGCGCGCGCUCCCGUGAGGGCCCCAGGACCCGGCGAGCCGGCCCUGCGCUCCGAGUCGCCGCCGUCGCCGCCGGCCUCCGGCGCUGGUGCUUCGAGGCCGGGUCGGACGGGAACCUCCCGCCCCUCGCGGGAACCGCCGCCUACCGGCGCGUCGGGGAGGAGCCGCCGCCGCCGCCUGUGCAGACCGCGGAAGAGCCCGGGCCUCCGAGGGAUGGGUAGCAGCCCGCGGAGCUGAGAGACCAGGUUCCUGUCACCUCCGGCUGCGGGACCACCCCCCCCUUGCCCGGCACCCGCGCUUGUCCCGGCGCCCGGAGCCUGGUGGGGGCGACGAGGAGAACGAGCGGUGUCCCCCGGUCCGGGGCCAUGGAGCCGCGCGCGCCUGGCGCGGGGCGGCCCGAGACGCGGCCGAGGCUGCGGCCAAGAGCGGCCGGCAGCCCCAGAUAGACAGCGGAGCCCAUCGGGCCCGGCCCGGCGCGGGGACUUUCAGGCCCCCAAGGCCGCGAGGAGGAGCCGACAUCCAGCCCCGAGCCGAUCCCACCCCGGCCUCGGAGGGACUCCCGGGCCGCCUUCCCCGAGGCUCGCCGACUUCCCUCCGUGACAAAGUUUUCUCCGGUGCCUUGCCGAGGAGGAUCGCUCCCUAGCUCUAGAACUCUCCUGCUGGCGGACUUGCUCGGCGUGAUUUGGGAGAUAACUUGCCUCGCUCCCACCCACAUCCCCUUUCCUUGACCACUUCCAGUCGGACGUUCUAGAUGACUGAAUGGAGUUUUGAGUUGGACUCUUGUGUCCCCUACGGAGUCGGGCCUGAUCCCGGAGCGCUGGGGGUGGGGUGGAGGUGUUACUGUAAAAUGCAAGUUGGAUAAAAGGAGGACCUCUCGCCAAGGGCCCCAAUGAGUGGCACACAGUCUACUAUCACCGACAGGUUUCCCCUCAAAAAACCUAUAAGGCAUGGAAGUAUUUUGAACCGAGAGUCACCAACAGAUAAGAAGCAGAAAGUUGAGCGCAGUACAUCACAUGAUUUUGACCCCACAGAUAGCUCCUCCAAGAAGACAAAGUCUAGUUCAGAGGAGAGUAGAUCCGAGAUAUAUGGUCUUGUUCAGCGUUGUGUGAUCAUCCAGAAGGAUGACAAUGGAUUUGGGCUGACGGUCAGUGGAGACAAUCCAGUGUUCGUACAGUCUGUCAAAGAAGAUGGAGCAGCCAUGCGGGCUGGUGUACAGACAGGUGAUCGAAUCAUCAAGGUGAAUGGAACCCUGGUGACUCAUUCAAACCAUUUGGAAGUGGUGAAGCUAAUCAAAUCGGGUUCCUAUGUAGCUCUCACUGUUCAGGGACGCCCACCUGGGUCGCCCCAGUUUCCACUUGCUGAUUCUGAAGUAGAGCCAUCAGUCGUUGGACAUAUGUCUCCCAUCAUGACAUCCCCUCAUUCACCUGGAGCAUCUGGGAAUAUGGAGAGAAUUACUAGUCCUGUGCUCAUGGGGGAGGAAAACAAUGUGGUUCAUAACCAGAAAGUAGAAAUUCUGAGAAAAAUGUUACAGAAAGAACAGGAACGGCUACAGUUAUUGCAGGAAGAUUACAGCCGAACACCUGCCCAAAGAUUGCUGAAAGAGAUCCAAGAGGCCAAGAAACACAUUCCUCAACUGCAAGAGCAGUUAUCCAAAGCCACAGGCUCUGCUCAGGAUGGAGCUGCAGUUACAUCCUCCAAGCCAUUAGGCGAUGGGCUAGCAGUCAGUGAAAUAGAAGCAGAUCCUGGUGAUGGACUAGGCAGAACUGACUAUGGCAGUGGAGAUGCUUCUCGGCUCAGUAGCGACAGUGCAGAUAGUCCCAAGAGUGGCCUGAAAGAGAGGAUUUAUCUAGAGGAAAACCCAGAGAAAAGUGAAGUAAUUCAGGACACUGACACUCAAUCACUUAUUGGGAGUCCCUCUACCCGUAUAGCACCUCAUAUUAUUGGAGCAGAGGAUGAUGACUUUGGUACUGAACAUGAACAGAUCAAUGGGCAGUGCAGCUGUUUCCAGAGCAUUGAACUGCUAAAAUCUCGCCCUGCUCACUUGGCUGUUUUCUUACACCAUGUAGUUUCACAGUUUGACCCUGCAACAUUGCUCUGUUAUCUCUAUUCAGACCUGUAUAAACAGACCAAUUCCAAGGAGACUCGUCGUGUCUUCCUUGAGUUUCAUCAGUUCUUCCUGGAUCGAUCUGCACACCUGAAAGUUUCUGUUCCUGAUGAAAUAUCAGUAGAUCUAGAAAAAAGAAGACCCGAGCUUAUUCCUGAGGAUCUACAUCGCCACUAUAUCCAAACUAUGCAAGAAAGAGUCCACCCAGAAGUUCAAAGGCACUUGGAAGAUUUUCGACAGAAACGUAGCAUGGGACUGACCUUGGCUGAAAGCGAACUGACUAAAAUUGAUGCAGAGAGAGACAAGGACCGGGUAACUCUGGAGAAGGAACGGGCAUGUGCAGAGCAGAUUGUUGCCAAAAUUGAAGAAGUGUUGAUGACUGCUCAGGCUGUAGAAGAAGAUAAGAGUUCAACAAUGCAAUAUGUUAUUCUCAUGUACAUGAAGCAUUUAGGAGUAAAAGUGAAAGAACCUCGAAAUUUGGAGCACAAGCGAGGUCGGAUUGGAUUCCUUCCAAAAAUCAAGCAAAGUAUGAAGAAAGAUAGGGAAGGCGAAGAAAAAGGGAAGCGAAGAGGAUUCCCCAGCAUCUUGGGACCCCCAAGGAGACCAAGCCGUCAUGACAACAGUGCAAUUGGCAGAGCCAUGGAACUACAGAAGCAGCGCCACCCUAAGCACAUAUCCACACCCUCAUCUGUGAGUCCUGAACCUCAGGACUCUGCUAAGUUGCGCCAGAGUGGAUUAGCAAGUGAAGGAGCAGACAUUGGGUACCUGCCAGCCAAUUCCAUGUCCUCCACGGUUUCAGGGGCCACUCUUUCCCAGGAAGGAGGGAAAGAGAAUGAUAUGGGAUCAAAGCAAGUUGGAGAAACGCCAGCAUCUGGAGACUCCUUAGACGGCACACCUCGUACUCCCAGUACCAUCUUUGACUUCCCACCUCCUCCAUUAGACCAAGUGCAGGAGGAGGAAUGGGAAGUGGAAAGGGUGACUGAACAUGGGACACCAAAGCCCUUUCGAAAGUUUGACAGCAUAGCUUUUGGAGAAAGUCAAAGUGAGGAUGAACAGUUUGAAAAUGACUUAGAGACAGAUCCACCCAACUGGCAACAGCUCGUUAGUCGAGAAGUGUUAUUGGCACUAAAGCCUUGUGAGAUCAAAAGACAGGAAGUAAUUAAUGAAUUGUUCUACACUGAAAGAGCUCAUGUUCGAACAUUAAAGGUUCUAGAUCAAGUGUUCUAUCAGCGAGUUUCAAGAGAAGGAAUUCUGUCACCUUCAGAACUACGGAAAAUUUUUUCAAACUUAGAAGAUAUUCUUCAACUUCACAUUGGGUUGAAUGAGCAAAUGAAGGCUGUUCGAAAGAGGAAUGAGACAUCUGUUAUUGAUCAGAUUGGGGAAGAUUUGCUGACUUGGUUCAGUGGACCCGGGGAGGAAAAGUUGAAACAUGCCGCUGCUACCUUUUGCAGUAACCAACCCUUUGCCCUGGAAAUGAUCAAGUCUCGUCAGAAAAAGGACUCUCGAUUCCAGACUUUUGUGCAAGAUGCUGAGAGUAAUCCACUGUGUCGUCGUCUGCAGCUGAAAGAUAUCAUUCCCACCCAAAUGCAGAGGCUUACUAAGUACCCUCUUCUGUUGGAUAACAUUGCCAAAUACACAGAAUGGCCAACAGAAAGGGAGAAGGUGAAGAAAGCUGCAGAUCACUGUCGUCAGAUCUUAAAUUAUGUAAAUCAGGCUGUUAAGGAGGCAGAAAACAAACAGCGCUUAGAAGAUUAUCAGCGUCGCCUUGAUACCUCCAACCUGAAGUUGUCAGAGUACCCAAAUGUUGAAGAGCUCAGGAAUUUGGAUUUAACAAAAAGGAAGAUGAUUCAUGAAGGGCCAUUGGUUUGGAAAGUGAAUAGAGAUAAAACUAUUGAUCUAUACACUUUGCUGCUGGAAGAUAUUCUUGUAUUGUUACAAAAGCAGGACGAUAGACUGGUGUUAAGGUGUCAUAGUAAGAUUCUGGCAUCUACAGGUGAUAGCAAACACACAUUUAGCCCUGUCAUCAAGUUGAAUACAGUGUUGGUUCGACAAGUGGCAACAGAUAACAAAGCUUUAUUCGUCAUCUCCAUGUCUGACAAUGGAGCCCAAAUUUAUGAACUGGUGGCACAGACAGUUUCUGAAAAGACUGUCUGGCAGGACCUCAUCUGUCGGAUGGCUGCAUCAGUGAAGGAACAGUCCACAAAGCCAAUCCCACUGCCACAGUCACCACCUUGCGAAGGAGACAAUGAUGAAGAAGAACCUCCAAAAUUAAAAGUGGAACAUCAUGGCAUUUCAGUCACUGGUCUGCAGAGUCCAGACAGAGAUUUGGGAUUAGAGUCUCCUUUAAUGUCGUCAAAACCUCAAUCUCAUUCACUGGAUACCUCUGGGAAAUCGGAGGUGGAUGAUCUCUUUGUGGCUGAGAGACAGUUUGCAAAGGAGCAGCAUGCAGAUGGCACUCUAAAGGAAGUUGGAGUCAGUUAUCAAAUCACCAUCCCAGAUCCACACUUGCCUGUCUCAGAAGAACGGUGGGCAUUGGAUGCACUAAGGAAUUUGGGUUUGUUGAAGCAGUUGCUGGUACAACAGCUGGGCUUGACUGAGAAGAGCGCUCAGGAAGACUGGCCACAUUUCCCAAGAUGCAGGACAGCCUCUCUGGGGGUGCAGGCCUACGGUGGAACCCAGAACCCUGAAAAUAUUAAGGCCUGUCGUCCUUGUGAAGGACAGAUGCCCUUUAGAACUGGCGCUGGUGACAUUUCAGCUCGUUACGGUGCACGGACUUCAACUGAACCUUCUGCUGCACGGGACUCAGUGGUACUGGCAUUCCAAGAUAGCCAGGCAAGUAGCAUUUUAGUAAUGGACCGCAUGAUUCUGACCCCAGAGAUGCCUCCCGCAGAGCCAGAAGGGGGUCUUGAUGAGAGUGGAGAGCACUUUUUUGAUGCCCGUGAAGCACAUAGUGAUGAUAAUCCAUCAGAAGGUGAUGGAGCAGUUAAAAAGGAAGAGAAGGAUGUUAAUUUGCGCAUCUCAGGAACCUAUCUGAUCCUUGACGGCUAUGAAGCAGUGCAGGAGAGCUCCACGGAUGAGGAGGUGGCUUCCUCGCUUCCCCCGCAGCCCACGACAGGCACCCCCUCUAUGGACUCUACCCGCCGGCAGCAGCAUUCUCCCCAGAAUGCUCAUUCUGAUGGGGCAGUUUCGCCUUUCACCCCAGAAUUCCUGGUCCAGCAGCGCUGGGGAGCUAUGGAGGAUUCCUGUUUUGAGCUCCGGAGUCCCUCCUCUUGUGCAGAUUCACAAAGCCAGAUCAUGGAGUACAUUCGUAAGAUAGAGGCUGACCUUGAACACUUAAAGAAGGUGGAGGAAAGUUACACCAUUCUUUGCCAAAGGCUGGCUGGAUCAGCCCUCACAGACAAGCACUCAGAUAAAAGUUAGAGCCGCGUGUCCUGGAGGUGACUGCAGGUUGUUGGAUUUGAGCAUCGGCCUUGUAUCACCACGUCCUGGCUCCAGUGUGGACACAGAGAGAGUGUGUGACAGAGGAUCUGCCUGCGAACACCCUGGGGUAGCCACGCCCCAGGGGCCCAGAGCGGGACUGGUUCUUCCCAGCCUGGCAGCUGCACUAGUCUGUCAGUGAGGGGACAUCCGUUCUCUCACUCUGCUCUCCUCACUAUCGGAAAUUCAUUUUGAUUCAGAACAAAAACCAAAUGUAUAGAGCUUUGGGUGUAGAAUAUGAAAUUUUACUUAGACUUAAGAAAAAGAGAAAAUCAGAUGUAUUUAUUUGACUUCAUUCCGUAUUUGAAAGCACAUUUUAAUUUUUAUUUUGCCAUGUUUUGUUUUAAUUGAGUAGAGAGAGUUUUAGCCCUCUGUAUUUAGUACACCCAAGCGUCGAUUGCUCCCGAAGCAGAGAGUUCAGGAUGGGGUGUUAGGAGGUGGGGUAGAGAGGUGACGAGGAGGAGGGGGUAAGCAGGGGAGGGAGGAGCAUGUGGCCUCCACCAAGCUGUAUCCCACACCCUCUGCUGCCCAGUAGGCUGCUUGCCUGAGGGUCACCUCAAAAGCGUAGUCUGCUGGGACCCCUAAGCGCAGAGGACUUGAGCUCUGUGCUCCCAGGUAGGGCUUCCUCCCACCCGAGGCGAGCACCUCUUCUCUGUAGCUGGGAUCCACUCCCAAUGAACAGGAAUCCUCAAUGUACUAAAGAGCAGGCACUUGAAAAUGGGUGUAUUUUCUCUUAUUGUCUCGUUUUCUGUUGAGGGUUGGGAUUUGGGAGGGAGAGGAAAGCAAAUUUUAUUUUCUUGACUAUAAGUUUGUUAUUCUUGGUAUUGUUUCAUUUUUAUAAUUAUACAUUAGACUUUGGCACUUGUGUAAAAUUAUCCCUGCAGAUUGAGCAGGAAGUAAAAACAAGCAAACGGCGAUGCUUCAGGUGGUGGCAGGGGUGGGGGUCGCUGAAGGAAGGGUGGGGUGGGAGCGGGUGAGAGUCUGGGGAGGUUGUGUAACUGAAUCACUACUGAGUUGAACAAUGGCUUUCAUUAGCCACGGGUACUGCUGAUUAUAAGGCCAGUAACAUUUUAGUACCUGGAGGUUUGACUCUAAUUUUUGCACUGAUGGUGCCAAAGGGCUCUUUGAGUUAAAAAGAGAGCCGAGAGUGGAGCGGAGAAAGCUGUGGUGGAGAAGGCAGAGCUGCUCCGACCAGCUCCAGAAGCACUUCCUCUGACUUCACUGCUGGAGCUUUUUCCACACUGGUGCAUGACUGACCUUAAAAAUUGCAGACCAGAACAUACACUGGAUACUGCAGGCAAGGCAUUGGUAACUGCCUGCUCGAGAAUGAAUAGUAGUACUGGCAGCACCCUCCAGAGGAUAAAUGUUUCAGAACUGUAACUUGAGAACUCCUUCAGUUCUAUUGGCUUUCUGUGGUUUUCUUUGUGCAUCAGGUAUGUAUGUUUGGGAGUAUUUUUGCCAACUAAAACUAAAUCAUUUGUCAAAUAUGGAAAUUCUGUUAGUAUGCAAGGAGUUCGUCCACUGCUCAUAUCUUUCAGUAGUGCCCUCUGAACUCUGUGGGUAGUUAGGAUGUAAUUUUACUCUUCCCUGCCAUCCCCCUACCCUCUGCCCAAAUAUAUAUAUAUAU